This is a messenger RNA of Monopterus albus (swamp eel), 4612 nucleotides long. RefSeq names its product TATA element modulatory factor 1 (gene tmf1). Gene Ontology annotation, cellular component: Golgi apparatus; endoplasmic reticulum. The record is from RefSeq and is a predicted model, not a curated record. The coding region runs from base 557 to 4030 and encodes 1157 amino acids. The transcript is spliced from 17 exons. NCBI's taxonomy places the organism in Eukaryota, Metazoa, Chordata, Actinopteri, Synbranchiformes, Synbranchidae.
ACACGCACAGUCGCACCAGAACAUGACGUCAUGGUGCUACGUGGAAUAGCAAGAAGGCUAAUGCUAAUGCUAGUUGGUUUGUAAGUUGAGAGCCACCAAAACAAAUAAUGACAACAGAGCAAGGGAGCCGACAACUCCUGGAUUAACCACCGGAAUGUUCUUGCUUUGAUAAUAACGGCGUAUUUCCUGAUGCGGUAUUAGAGACAUCUGUAUUUGUACAUGACGUUCUUGUAGAGAUUAUACGAUCCUGAGUGCCAGCUCGCGAGCUGUAACUACCGAGGAUUGAUGUUUUCCUUGUAGCCACACCAACGUUAUGCAUUGGCGAACUUAGCUUUGCCAACUAGCUAGCGGGUAGCUACCUGACAGCGAGGCUUUUCUUGACAGACCGAAAUGUGAAAUCGCAAAAUAUAGUUCGUUUAGGUUAAACCUGACAACAAAAAUGCAGAGAAAGACGGUAGUGAUAGAGGACUCCGUGGUAGCGCCGAAUUCACAGUAAGAUUCGUGGAGCAGUUUCUUAAGUUAGUGACAGCUAACGUUAGCUAGCCUAAUAGCCAAAAUGAGUUGGUUCAACGCAUCUAACCUGUCCAGCUUCGCUAAACAAGCUUUAACAACAGCUCAGAAGUCCAUCGACCGAGUGCUGGAUAUCAAAGAAGAGGACCAAUGGGGUGACACAACUGUAAUGCCCUACGACGAUGUUACAUUACCUGGAAAGCUGUCACUAAGUGGAGGAUGGGGAAUGGCACAGUGGGAAGCACCCCCUGAAGAAAAGACCACCACAACUCUUCCUCCCUCCUCUGAAGCCAUUACUACUCCUGUCACCCGCACAGUUGUGGAUGAAUCCGAAAACUUUUUCAGUGCCUUUUUGUCACUUGGAGAUGUACAAGGUGUCACCAAAACCCAGGUUGUGUCUGUACCCCCUACUAAGUCCCAAAGGCAGAAUGAGGAGAAGGAAAAGAAAAACAAAGAUGCUGUGAUCCAAAAAGAUGUGGAGAUCCAAAAGUCAGCACCUGCUAAUAAGAGUAAUAAGAAUCAGACAGCUGAUGAUGGCCAGCAAGUGAAGUCAGAGUCCUCACCAGAAUCACCUUGUGCAGAAACUGUCCUCCUGCAGUCAGUUUCUCCUGUUUCCUCCUCUAGUGAUCUUCCCUGUAACCCUGACAGCAAAAUGGACACUGUAAAAACCGAUGAUGGCUCAGCAAUUUCUCUAGAAUCAAAAACAGAGCAGUCACAGACACUAUCAGAACACCAGGCUGAGCAGGACACCCCAGACUCCUCUAAACCUUCUGCUGUCACUUCUGAACCUAAGAGCUCUACCCCUUCUGAUCCUUCGCCCUCCCUGUCUUCUAAGGAAAUACUCCUUGAGCAAAAAGACUCAAAGGUGGAGGACCGUCAAAGUGAUACCCCCUCUCCUCCAGUUAGUGCUUUCUCCUCAGGAACCUCUACCACCAGUGACAUUGAAGUACUCGACCAUGAGAGUGUGUUGAGUGAGAGCUCUGCCAGCUCCAGACAAGAAACUGGGGAGGGAAAGGCAGGCCUUCACUUAAUGCAGGGCUCCUUUCAGCUUCUCACUGCCUCCACCUGUGGAGAAUUCGCCCGCCUGGAGGACUACCCCAAGCUUACAGAGAGCUCUGGCUCCUCCUCGGAUGCAUUUGAACGCAUUGAUUCUUUCAGUGUGCAGUCACUGGAUAGCCGGAGCGUCAGUGAGGUUAACUCCGAUGAUGAGAUCCCUGGCAGUCGGACGCUAGCGUCUCUCACUACAGGCCCUACUCCUCUAACAGUGUCACCAGCUGUAUGUCAGAAGGAUGAAGGUGAAGUGGCAGAGAAGGUAGGCGAGGAGGAAGAGGGAUUCACUGAAAUGAUGAGGGAGCAGUCAUCAGAUGAGAUGGAAGAGAGUGGACGGAGUGCGACACCUGUGAAUAGUGAGCAGCCUGAAGAAUUGAUAGAACAGAAACAGGAAUCUGAGGCAAAUGUCACAUUGUCUGAUCCCUCCUUCAACACUGAAGAGCAGAUCACUCCACCUAUCACAGAAGAGAUGAAAAGUGUCUCAACAGUUAAGAUACUGGAACUUCAAAAGGUCAUUGAUGAGCUGUCAGGCCGCCUUGAGAAGAGAGAGUCUCAGCUGCUGGCAGUCAACAAAGACAAGGCCAGGCUCGAGGAAGAGUGUGACAAUCUUAGAGAUGAGGUGAUAAGUUUGAAGGAGGAGAGUUCCACUGUUCAGUCCCUAAAAGAUGAGUUCACCCAGCGCAUAGCAGAUGCAGAGAGGAAGGCUCAGCUGGCCUGCAAAGAAAGGGACAUAGCCAAGAAGGAAAUAAAAGGCUUGCGUGAAGAGCUUUCUCUAAGACUUAAUGCCAGUGAUACAAUGGAGUUGAUCAGAGAGAAGGAGGAACAGAUCAGAGGUCUGCUGGAAGAAGGUGAAAAGUUGUCCAAGCAGCAGCUGCAGCACAGCAACAUCAUCAAGAAGUUGCGUGUGAAGGAGAAAGAGAGUGACACAAGGGUCGCCAAGCAACAGAAGAAGAUCAAGGAGCAAGAGGAAGAGCUCAAGCACCUACAGCAGGUUCUAGAUGGGAAGGAGGAGGUUGAGAAACAACACCGGGAAAACAUCAAGAAGCUGAAUGCUGUGGUGGAGCGGCAGGAGAAGGAGCUGAGCCAGCUGCAGUCAGACUGUGAGGAGCUGCGGGAGAAGAACAGGAGCCUUCAGGCUGCUCUAGACAACUCUUAUAAGGAGAUCGCAGAACUCCACAAGGCUAACGCCAGCAGAGCCAGCGAAGUUGAAGAAGCAGCAAUGAGCAGGGAAAUGCAGGCCAAAGAGCAGCUGAGCCUGGCACUUGAGAGAGCCCAGGAGGAUGCCAGGGUGCAGCAGGAGGCCCUAGCCAACCAGGUUGCUGAUCUGAGGCUGGCUCUGCAGAGGGCUGAGCAACAGCAGGCAAGGAAGGAAGAUUAUUUGAGGGAGGAGAUCAGUGAACUGCAACAGAGGCUUCAGGAGGCAGAGUCCAGGAACCAGGAGCUCAGUCAGAGUGUUACCUCAGCGACACGACCCCUUCUGCGACAGAUUGAGAACUUACAGGCCUCAUUAGGUGGACAAACAGCAUCGUGGGAAAAAUUGGAGAGGAAUAUCUCUGAUAGGCUAGCUGAUGCUCAGACACAGCUGGCUGUUGCUGUGGAGAAGGAGCGCUCGGCAGCAGAAGAACUGCUGUCCAUCAAGUCUCAGCUGGCUGCCCUGGAGUCCCAAAAUUCCUUGCUCCGCCAGGAAAAAGCCAGAACCUUGGCACAGCUGGAGGCUGAGAGGAGCAAGAGAGAGAAACUAGAGGAUGAGAGCAGCAGGGAGCAUGUUGAACUGGAAAAUCUGCGAGGAGAGCACAGUCGAAUGCAGGAAGAGACCAAGAAGGAAAAGCUGCUACUGACCAAUCAACUAGAGAUGGAAAAGAUGAAAGUGGAGCAAGAGAAGAAGAAAUUCUACUUGGCACAAGAAGCACUGAAGGAAAAGGAGCGCAAAGCUAUGGCCCAUUCUGUGGGAGAGCCCCCAGCUUCUUCCACACCCUCCCUGUCCCGCUCCAGCUCCAUCAGUGGGGUGGACAACACUGGUCUACAUACUUCUGUUCUUUCCCAGGAUGACUCUUUAGACCACUCACUGGGUACCAUGACCACGUCUUUAUCAAUGAGUGGGACCAAUCUCUAUGAGGCUGCCAGACUGUCUGGGGGCUCCAGCAUAAUAGAAAACCUCCAGUCUCAGCUUAAGCUCAGAGAAGGAGAGAUAGUGCAGCUACAGCUUGAAAUCUCUAGUCUGGAGAGGAGUCGCUCUGUGAUUGCGGAAGAGCUGGUUCGACUCACCAAUCAAAAUGAUGACAUGGAGGACAAGGUGAAGGAGAUCCCUAAACUGAAAAUUCAGCUCAAGGAUCUGGAGCAGAGGCACAACACCAUCCUGCAGAUGUAUGGAGAAAAGGCUGAAGAGGCUGAGGAGCUGAGAUUGGACCUUGAAGAUGUAAAGAACAUGUACAAAAUGCAGAUCGAUGAACUGCUGCAGAACCAGAAAUAAACUGUUUUUGCUGCAUUGUGUUACAGAUCAGUUGAACAUCUUAUAGUCACCCAUGCAUUCACACACACAAAAGAUAGGGAAGAACAUUUUAAGUUUAAUCACUGUCAAAAGAAAAUUGAUUUCUCAUUAUCUAUUAUUUUAAUUAAGUACUAUUUACAUUAUUUAAAAGGGGUGUUUGGAUUAUACAUACAAUACAGUACAUUAUUACAGAAUCAGUAUGAAGGAUAAUCACAGUUUGAGAAAGUAUCAACUUGAAAUCUUUGGGACUAAAUACAAAUUUUGCUUUAGAUAUAAUUUCUCAUAACAGAACCUUUGACACAGUGUUGUAUGGACAGUUUAUAACUGUAGGAGGUGGUGAUGGGUUUUUUUGCACUAUAAAAUUCAUCCUAGUUUAUUAAUGCAUAAUCAGAAUGAUUUAAGAAAUAUAUUACAAAUAUUGUACAGACAAAUGUAUGUAUUCUGAUCUUCUUACAAAUGACUGUAAACCAGAGAGCAGUGUGUGAUUGGAAUCCUUAAUAUUGGAUUUUAAACUAUCAAUAUGUAAAUAAAUAAAUGUAUUUGGAUGGUGGAAAAAUACUAUUA